Uranotaenia lowii is the source of this 3755-nucleotide messenger RNA. RefSeq names its product WASH complex subunit 4 (gene SWIP). The record is from RefSeq and is a predicted model, not a curated record. Gene Ontology annotation, biological process: endosomal transport; endosome organization. The coding region runs from base 103 to 3528 and encodes 1141 amino acids. The transcript has 9 exons. Gene Ontology annotation, cellular component: WASH complex; endosome. NCBI's taxonomy places the organism in Eukaryota, Metazoa, Arthropoda, Insecta, Diptera, Culicidae.
CCAAAAUAAACAUUUUGAUAAGAUUGCAUUUCGUUAAUUAAAAUUCCUCUACAAAUAAAAUAUAUUUAAAAAGUGUAUAAAAAUUACAGUUUUGAAGCAUAUAUGCCGCCCGCAAUGCAGCGUCAGCAGCAGAAUCUUAAUUAUUAUGGAGCAACGCAAAUUAAAGAAUUCGGUAUGUUCCUGGAAGAUUACGACAUUCGAUUGCAGAGCUUCGCCUCCUCUUGUGAUGCUGCCAACCUGGUCAUGCCGACUUCCACAACGGUUUCGGUCAUACUAGAUACUUCCAGAGAGAGCCUUAGCUGUAUUCAGUUGAUUGAUACUGAAAACAAAAUUUUGAACAAGAUACUUUACUCGUUCAGUGCCCUCUGCCAAGAAGUAGAUUCCUUGCGACUCGAGUUCGAGGACAUUUUACGUGAAUUCAUCUGUUUUGAUGAAUCCCUAGAUGACGAGACAAACCAGCUACACGAGGACAGUGUGGUGGCUGUGAAUAAAUCUUCUCUGUUGGCCAUCGGGGGGAAAUUGGAGCUGUUGACUCGAAUUAAAUGCUACUUCGAGCGAAUCAUUGAAGUAGCCGUUGUUCUUGUGUUGCAAUUUGGAGCUCUUUUUGAUCCUAGCAAUAAGAUUGGACAUCUGAACCAUACCAACUGGGACAUGGACGUUUUGUUCGUUUAUCUUGCCGAUUUAAUCUUCAUGCCCUUGGCGUUCGACGUUAUUCUGGAAAAAUCAAUUUUUAAAACCUAUUGGAAGUUUUACGUAAAGCAAAUAAAAGCACUAAAAUUAAACCCAAAAAAGCUGACCAAACCCUUGAAGACUGACCAAAUCAACGAUCUGGUGAAAGUUAUAGACGAAAUAUCCAUCUGGCUGGAUGAAAAUGCAUACAAGCACAUGUUAGAGGCACUGUUCAAUGCCAAACAAAAGCUAGUUAUUGAAUCAGCCAAUAUACUUUCGGGUAAAUUUCUACGGUAUCUAAAGCAAAAGGUAUCGGAAGUCAGCGCGUACAGCGCUACGAUUUCAAGCCUUGACGAAACUGAAGCCGUCAUCAAAUUGAAUGGUAUGGUCAAUCUUUACCAUUACAUUUUUGUCAGUAUCGAUAACAAAAUUUUGAAAAACUUGGGCGAUAUCAAUGAAAAGUUUUGUAGCAUUCCUCUGAUAGGUAAAACUAUGUGGAUACCUGAUAACUUUUUUCGUAAAUAUGGUCAUAAAACAAUCCGCGACUGUGAUAAAACGGACUAUCGAAAAGUUCGGGAGAUAUAUUUGAUUCAACGAGAAAAAAGUUUAUCAAAAGAUAUUUUGGGAUAUUGCAUUCAGAUCAGCAGCUGGUUAAUCCGAGCGAGUGCGGCCUUUAAAACUACCAAACAUGACACGACUUUGGAAUCGCUACGCGCGAAAUGCGGUCUUAUUUUCGAAGGGGUCAAAUACGCCCAGGAAGUGAGCUUUCUCAUCCAAUCGGUGACAUCAUUGCAUUUGUUUAUGCAACAAUCCAUUAGACAGCAUAUUUUCCAAGCGAUUGGAAAAUUGUUGGAAUAUCUCCAGUGCGUGCAUAACUUUUUCAACGUGAAUCAACAGGCAAUUGUUGAAUCGGACCAGUUUAUCAUCCAACAAUUGCAACAUAAGGUGUUCGUCAUCAUUGGCCAUUCGAAGAAAAAACUGAUAAACGAAGCCAAACAAGCCAAAGUUAAAAAGAGCGAAAUUUGCAUUGACAAAUUAUCUGCAUUUCACGUGAUCGAGCGAUGCAUGAGUGGACCCGCCAAUCGUACGCGACUCACCAUCGUUCGCUUGGCGCUUAGCAUAAGUGAUCCUAAACAAACGCUAACGCCAGACAGCUACGAUAAAGUGUGCAUUCUGCUCGAUCAAUUGGAUACCCUCUCCAAUCUGGACGUAAAACUGAAAAAGUUGUGUGACAUUCAGUAUCUUUACUGGCAUCAGACGUUUUUUGCAUCCUAUGUUUCAGAUUUUUACGACAAAAGUUUCGCGCAGAAUAAUCUUAAAUAUCUUGCUCAGAUGGCUGCUACUGGUAGAAGUACCGUAUCAGCAACCGCGGCCGAUGAUGAUACCAUUCAGAGGGCUGUUACUAAAGUAGCAAAAAAUCAGAGGCACGUUUUCAGUGAGAAACUUAUGAACCGUAUCAGCAAUCAUAUUGAAUCCUAUAUUCGACUAGAUUACUAUGGCAAAACUUCUCAGAUCGAGCCAUUCAAUCCAUUUCACGACACCACGAUGCCUUUGAACAAUAUUCAUUCGCUAGUACGAAUGGAACCGACCAUCAUCGGCGGACAUUAUCUCAGCGUAAAGGAACAUGUGAAACGUCAUCUUAGUAACACUUAUUACACAUUAGCAUCAAUAUCGCAGCAUGAUUGGAAAAUCUAUAAAGAAAUGCGGUGCCAGGCCGCAAGCUAUGAGGUUGACACAAUCGAAGACCAGCUGCCUAAGCAAACGCUUGAACAGGGGUUGGACGUGCUAGAAAUUAUGCACAACAUUGAACAUUUUGUCAUUCACUACGUGUACAAUUUAAAUUUCCAGCUUUUCAUUGAACAGUCUAGCAGCGGAAAUUUUCUAAAUACUGUGAAUAUCGGUCAUAUAGCCAAUUCCCUUCGGAGGCACGGAAGUGGUAUUAUUAACACAACAGUAAACUACACGUUCCAGUUCUUAAGGCAAAAGUUUUUUGCUUUCUCCCAUUUUCUUUAUGAUGAACAAAUAAAAGCACGCCUCACAAGCGAUGCUAAAUAUUUCCUAGAAAAUGAAGAGGCCUUGAACCAAACAUACGACUACAGCAGAGCUCAUGCUUUCAAUAGGAAGAUUAAAAAUUUAGGACUUUCCGAUACCGGUGAAACUUACAUGGAUUUGUUUCGGAAACUCAUUUCUCACAUUGGCAAUGCAAUGGGUUAUGUCCGCAUGAUCCGUUCCGGGACACUGCACGAGUGUACAGAGGCCACAGUGUACCUGCCAGUUAUCGAUGGAGAGCUGAACUUUACCAAAUAUUCCAAAGAAGAUGGCCUUCACGAGGCAACCAUCAAUGCCGCCGAAAUUUUAGAGCAUGAUAUUAAUAAUUUGUGUCAGAACUAUCGGAGUGACACCAACUAUUUCCGGCUGUUAGUGAACGCAUUCUUAAGUAUGCGACACUCAGAAAAUAUUCAUCUUCAGAACUUUUAUAUGAUCAUUCCUCCGCUUACAAUCAAUUUUGUCGAGUAUAUCCUGAAAGCGAAGGAAAAAAUAACUAAAAAGGAUAAAGUCGGAGCGCUAUUUACCGACGAUGGAUUUGCUAUCGGUAUUGCCUAUAUUCUUAAACUGUUGGACCAGACGGCUAAGUUCAACUCGCUCCACUGGUUCCGUUCUGUGAAGAAUAAAUAUAAUGAAGAAAUCUUGAAAUUGGAAGCAGAACAACAGCAGUUCUUGAAGACGAAUAACAACGAAAAGCUGCUACAAACAUUCGCCUUAACCAGAAAGCGACUGAAAAUGGUACAACAAGAAUUCGAUCUUCUGUUUUGCAACAUGAGCAGUGCGAAGAUUUUCUUCAAUGACGCUGUGGAUUGAAAAUGAAGUAAAAAUGAGUUAAGUUGUAAGAUCAAGAUAACAAAGAACAAUGAUUUUAAAUUAAGACUCCUAACAGAAAUUUAUUUAAGGCAUUCAAUUGUUAGAGCAUGGACAUCGAACUUUUUUUUCUUAGUGCUGUUAAUAUGAUUUUUCACACACCUUCUGAUUUUAUACAUGUUUAUUUUUUAUACCAUUUUAAAUCAAAAUCCUAGAAUAUCAAUCUUUCG